AUGGGUGAUCAGGACGCUCAACGAAGGAAUUCUACGGAGCUAGCACUGCAAGCAAACGAGAGCGACAAAAAGGAAGAUGAGAGGCCACAAUUUAAGAAGCAAUAUUCCAUGGAUGAUAGGGCUGGCCAUGCGCUGGCGCGAACUGCCCAAGAGGAGUUGAAGGAACUACAUAGACGGAGGCAUAAAGGCUUCCACAAUCCAAUUGCAAUGCAUUCGCCGGAUGAUCCGAUACCACCUUUUGCACAGCCGAUCAAGCCUCGCAUCCCAGGUCUGCAUAGAACGCCCAGCAAUGUAUCUAUCAAUUCGCAGCAGUCACGGAAAAGUUCAAGAGCCGGUUCACUUUUCAAGAGGCUAGCAGGUAUGAAAAUGACGUCUACAGGUGGCCCGGAUGCCCCAGAACAAGAUGUGGGAGCUGGUUCUGCUGGCAUACGGCGCAAGAUGAGCACAUUCAUUCAUGGUGGUGGAGUGGGUCCAGGAGCAAGUUCAGCACCUGGCGUAACAAAUUACUCAGCAGAAGGCAAACAUAGUAGGCACACGUUGUCGAUGCCGUCGGUUGUCAGUAGUAGAAGGGGAUCCGCUGCUAGUGUGAUAACCUCUGGCAGUAACAACUCACAGCAACCUCGCGGAGCCACUCCACAAAAGUCCGAAAUGCUUGAAUCAUCUGAUGUAUCACAUACAUCACCCAGAAGUAUCAGUCGUAGCGCAAGCUAUUUUCUACUAGAUACGGAUCUAAACAAUUUAUCGGAUAUUACAAACAUAGCACCGCCUGGUCCUGCUCAACCAGAGCAAGACAAGGCCUCUACACCUACCCGUAAAGCGCAGGACCUCACUAAGGCAAUAGUUACUGCUGACAGCACUGCACCACAUGAUGUAGGACACUCCAAGGCUCAAUGGACGGCACCAGAAAGCUGGGAUGUUGAUGAUGAAAUAGGGAAAACGCUUUCGCUUAAGUCUAAGCGUCGGCAUCACCGUCAUCAUCGUCAUGGUGCUAAUGAUUCUUCUUUGAAACUUGAGCACUCCAACUCUGACUUACAUCAAAAACCAGCUGGUAAAAGCGAGCCAACAAAAUCUCCCAUUCAGCCUAAACCUUCUGAGGCAUCAAUAAGUAGACAACAGUCGGCAACACCGAUUAUGUCACGCCCAAUGUCACCCGUUAGUGUGGCGAGUAGUACAGCCAGCAAGGGACGCGAUCCAAGUGAAACACUUUCCACGCUCAGCGAUUAUGAAGACGACGAGGAUGAAAUCUCCCAUCUGCGGGCAGACUCCAUGGGCUCUUUACGGACAAAUGAAUCUAACCUUUUAAAGCAUGAUGAGGAGUACGAUAGGGCUGGAUAUCAAUUAGAGAAGUAUUAUAAUGAUUUCAGCGACGUGGAUCCGCAUAGACGUUAUGCAAUUAGAAUUUUCAACGUAGACGACACCUUUACAACUCUAUCGUGUACACCCAAUACCACUGUUCAAGAAAUGAUUCCUCAGAUAAAAAGAAAGUUUAACGUCGGCCAGGGAAAUUAUCAAGUCUCUUUGAAGGUAGCCAAGAUGCCCAAAAUCCUGAGACCCACUGCAAGACCGAUUCUUAUCCAAAGAAGAUUACUUUUGUUAAAUGGCUAUAUGAAAAAUGAUCCGUUGCAUAUUAUGGGAAUAGAAGAUCUCAGUUUUGUUUUCAAGUUCAUAUUCCAUCCGGUAGCGACUUCGCAUCUAACGUACGAGCAAGAACAAAAACUGAGUAGAGGUGAUUUUGUACACGUUGAUUUAAGGAGCAUGGACUUAACAACACCACCAAUCAUAUUUUAUCAGUAUACUGCAGAUAUUGAGAGCUUGGAUGUUUCUAACAAUGCUAAUAUUUUCUUACCACUAGAUUUCAUCGAGAGUGCUAUUAAAUUAUCUAGUCUAAGAAUGGUUAAUAUUAGAGCUUCGAGAUUUCCCUCAAACAUUACAGAAGCAUAUAAAUUGGUCUCCCUUGAUUUGGAAAGAAAUUUUAUUAAGAAGGUACCGACUACAAUUUCAAAUCUGAACAAUCUAACAAUUUUGAAUUUACAAUGUAACGAAUUGGAUAAGCUCCCUGCUGGAUUUGUCUCAUUGACAAACCUGCAGCUUUUGGACAUCUCAUCUAAUAAUUUCAUCAAGUAUCCAGAAGUCAUCAAUUAUUGCGUAAAUCUCCUUCAAGUUGAUUUGUCUUACAAUAAGAUUCAAAGCGUUCCUGAAACUGUAAACCAAUUGACAAAAUUGGCUAAGAUGAACAUUUCUAACAACAGGCUGAUAAACAUAUGUGAUUUAUCGUCCAUGAAAAAUUUGAGAACUCUCAAUUUGAGGCAUAACAGGAUAAAUUCUAUGAGGCUGAAUGCGCCUAACUUACAGAAUUUAUUUUUAACAGACAACAGAAUGAGUGUCUUCAAUGAUGAUCUGUGCAAGCUUAGAACGCUUGAAAUCCAUGAAAAUCCGAUAACCUCAAUUACACACGAACGUGACUAUUUGAUGAAUUUAACGAGUUUAUCUCUAAACAAGGCAAAAUUGGUCAGUCUAACGUCCGAACUUUUGAGUAAGCUUCCACGUUUGGAGAAGCUGGAACUAAAUGAAAAUAAUUUAACUCAAAUUCCUUCCGAAAUAGAAAACCUGACAAGGCUAGUUUACUUGUCGGUGGCAAGAAAUAAAUUAGAAAGCCUCCCAGAAGAAAUUACAGAACUGAAAAAUUUGAAAACUUUGGAUGUGCACUCGAAUAAUUUGAGCAAUCUUGUGAAAGGUAUGGGUAAGAUGGAACUCACAUAUUUUAAUGUUUCUUCAAACUUGCUCGGUAACUCGCUGGAUAUCGAGGAUACAUUUUUAGAAAGACGUGGGUCCAAUUUGGCAAAAAGCCUUCUCUUUUUGAGUAUGGCUGAUAAUAACUUAGGGGAUCAGUUUUGGACUUUGUUCAACAUGUAUCACAACUUGAAAACUCUGAAUUUGUCGUAUAAUAAUUUUGUUGAUCUCUCGAGUUUAAAAUUGGAGAAUUUGUCAGAGUUGUAUCUUUCUGGUAAUAAAUUUAUUACUUUACCGAGUGACACAGUUCUUAGAUGGAAGUCCUUGAAGGUUUUGAUGUUAAACGGGAAUAACUUACUUACUUUGCCGUCUGAGUUAUCUCAGCUGACUCAAUUGAACGUUAUUGAUGUAGGUUCAAAUCAACUAAAGUAUAAUAUUUCCAAUUACCAUUAUGACUGGAACUGGCUGAAUAAUAGAGAUUUGAAGUACCUAAAUUUCUCUGGCAAUAAAAGAUUUGAGAUCAAAUCUACGCUGGAUCAUGAGAGUAGAAAAGAUUUUUCUGACUUAACGGUUUUAAAAGAAAUAAGAAUAUUGGGACUGAUGGAUGUGACACUCAAAACUUCGAAAGUUCCGGAUGAAAGCGUAAAUUUACGGUUAAGAACUACCGCUUCUAUGAUCAAUGGAAUGAAGUAUGGUGUUGCAGAUACUCUUGGACAAAAAGAUUCGGUUACAUCGAGAGAUGUUACAUUUGAAAGAUUUAGGGGCAAAGAAGACGAAUGUCUGAUUUGUCUUUACGAUGGAAAAAAUGAGAGCACUAGUACUGGUCACAAAAUUUCAAAGAUUAUCAGAGAUAUUUACGAUAAAAUUUUAAGAAGGCAGUUAGAAAAAUUUGGUGAUGAUGACGACGGCAUCAGAAACGCUUUACGAUUCAGCUUUCUUCAACUGAAUAAGGAGAUAAAUGGGAUGCUCAACUCAGUCGAUAAUGAUAAUCAGGAUGUUGGAUUCUCAUCGGCCGAUCUGCUGAGCGGUUCAUCAGCUACUAUUUUAUUCAUGAAAGGGAAGAAAUUGUAUACUGCAAAUAUCGGUGAUACGAUGGCGAUUCUCUCGAAGACUAAUGGUGAUGUUGUGCUCUUAACGAAGCUUCAUGUACCCUCUAAGAGAGAAGAAUAUGAAAGAAUACGCAUUUCGGGAGGUUAUGUUAACAAUGAUAAAUUAGAUGGGGUCUCUGAUGUUUCCAGAGCCGUUGGUUUUUUUGAUCUGUUGCCUCAUAUUCACGCGUCUCCAGAUAUAUCAGAAUUUACUUUCACGAGCUCAGAUGAAAUGAUCAUUAUUGCGACAAACAAAUUAUGGGACUAUCUGGAUUAUGAAACGGCGUGUGACAUAUGUAGAGAGAACAAAUCCAAGCCGAUGUUAGCUGCUGAAAAAUUGAAAGAUUACGCUAUUUCUUAUGGGUGUUGUGAUAGUGUGACCAUCUUAUGUUUAUCUCUCGAUAAAAGCGCAAGCAGUGGUAAUAAUUUUACCUUGAACAAGCACGAUUUAAUAUCUCGUCGGAGUACUUUCGAAGACACAACCUUGAGGAGACUACAACCAGAAAUCGCUCCGCCUACAGGGAAUCUCGCGAUGGUGUUUACGGAUAUUAAAAACUCUACUUUCCUUUGGGAGUUGUUUCCAAACGCUAUGAGAAGUGCAAUCAAGACCCAUAACGAUAUCAUGCGUCGGAAUCUCCGUAUUUUCGGUGGUUAUGAAGUCAAGACUGAAGGUGAUGCAUUUAUGGUUGCAUUUCCCACACCUAUAGCAGCACUUGUAUGGUGCUUAAGUGUCCAGCUCAAACUGUUGGAUGCGGAGUGGCCGGAAGAGAUUACUUCUAUACAGGGGGGGUGCUUGAUUACGGAUAACUCUGGGAAUAAGAUUUACCUUGGUCUUUCCGUUCGAAUGGGCAUUCAUUGGGGUUGCCCUGUACCUGAACUGGACGUUGUCACCCAACGUAUGGAUUAUCUGGGGCCUGUUGUCAAUAAGGCCUCCAGAGUGUCUGGGGUUGCUGAUGGUGGGCAAAUAACACUGAGUAGUGACUUCUGCUCUGAGUUUAAUAGAAUUAUGGCUUAUCACGACCGUGUUAAAAAUGGCGAACCUUUGAAAGAGGUAUAUGGAGAAGCUCUAGUGGGUGAAAUUUUAGAGAAAGAAAUACAUCUAUUAGAAAACAUAGGAUGGGUAUUUGAAGAAUUAGGCGAGCAGAAAUUGAAGGGACUUGAAACAAAAGAGUUCAUAACGAUAGCCUAUCCAAAGAGCGUUGCAGCAAGGCACGAUUUUAUGAGCAGCGAGACAGAGGCAAAUGUGAUUGGUGACGAUAUUCUCUUCCAAUUGAGAACAAUUUCGAACAGGCUAGAAAGCUUCAUGUCCCUUUUGAACGGAGGACUCAUCGAGAAAGAUGGUAUGAACGUUUUGGGAGGGUUCGUGAACUUCGAUUCCAAAACCAAACAGGCUGUCCUUCAAGCGGUAGCUGAAAAUGAUAGAAUAGAUUUACUGGAUCAUAUUAUUACAAGAGUAGAAUCAAUCGUGGCAGUUCUGCAAAUUCGUCAAAGGAUGGAAGGUGGUCUGAGACUUUUGAAAACAUCUGAAGGUCCUGAAAAAUCAGUUUAUGAAUUGGUUGAUCAACUUUUAGCAGAAGCUGGAAGGUGA
Molecule: messenger RNA, 5406 nt
Organism: Lachancea fermentati
Lineage: Eukaryota; Fungi; Ascomycota; Saccharomycetes; Saccharomycetales; Saccharomycetaceae
Source: the annotation of a GenBank genome assembly